This is a messenger RNA of Alnus glutinosa, 1255 nucleotides long. Its product is annotated as zinc transporter 8-like. Gene Ontology annotation, biological process: zinc ion transmembrane transport. Gene Ontology annotation, molecular function: zinc ion transmembrane transporter activity. The transcript is spliced from 4 exons. Lineage: Eukaryota; Viridiplantae; Streptophyta; Magnoliopsida; Fagales; Betulaceae. Gene Ontology annotation, cellular component: plasma membrane. The record is from RefSeq and is a predicted model, not a curated record. Bases 90 to 1142 code for a protein of 350 amino acids.
AUUGAAAGUCAAUGGGAUAACCAAAGCAGGAUUGUCGUCAUUGUCAAAAUCGCAGGGCCACAAUGAUUUCAUGAACUCAUAUUUGUAAUAUGUCAACUCUUCAACGAUUCCUGUGCCUCCUCUUCCUACUCCCUUCCUUAGUCUUGGGAGAUUGCACGUGCGAAAGCGACAAUGAAGAGCGUGACAAGCGCCAGGCUCUCCAAUAUAAACUUGCCGCUGUUGCUUCCAUACUCGUUGCCGGUGCAAUCGGAGUCUGUAUUCCGAUACUGGGAAAGACUAUUCCGGCUUUGCGUCCCGAAAAGGGCGUCUUUUUCAUGAUUAAGGCUUUCGCCGCCGGUGUGAUAUUAUCGACCGGCUUCAUCCACGUGCUUCCGGACGCUUUCGACAGCCUGACGUCGCCAUGUCUUGAUGAGAAUCCGUGGAGGAGAUUUCCGUUCGCGGGGUUCGUGGCGAUGACGUCGGCGAUUUUAACUUUGAUGGUUGAUUCAUUUGCGACGUCGUAUUACAGCAAAUCUGGCUUCAACAAGGGUCAAGGAGGGAUUGACGGCGAGGAGAAGGCCGUAGGGGAACAAGAGGGUGAUCAUCACAUGCACGUUCACAGUCAUGCAACUCAUGCUCAUGGCUCGUCUUCUGUUGUGGAGAACUCGGCUUCGUUGGACCUUCUUCGUCAUCGAGUCGUGUCGCAGGUUUUGGAAUUGGGAAUUGUGGUACAUUCAGUGAUAAUUGGAAUUUCUCUGGGUGCUUCACAAAGUCCAAAAACAUUAAGGCCUCUUGUAGCGGCAUUGACCUUUCAUCAAUUUUUUGAGGGCAUGGGACUUGGUGGAUGCAUCUCUCAGGCAAAAUUCAAGGGGGGAGCAACUGCAAUAAUGGUGCUAUUCUUCUCUCUUACAACCCCAGUUGGGAUUGCAAUCGGAAUAGGAAUAUCUAACGUCUACAACGAGAACAGCCCGACUGCGUUGAUUGUUGAAGGCAUUUUUAACGCAGCAUCAGCUGGGAUCUUAAUCUACAUGGCACUCGUGGAUCUUCUUGCCGCUGAUUUUAUGAACCCAAGGAUGCAAGCCAAUUUCCUGCUUCAAAUUGGGGCAAAUUUUUCUCUCCUUUUUGGUGCUGGUUGUAUGUCUCUCUUGGCCAAAUGGGCCUGAGCUUGAGCUUCUUUUUCUUUUUUUCUGCUUGAAUCCCCAGCCAGUGGCAUAAAUAAAUAGGUUAACUGAAAAUUUUUGUCAAUGAAAUUAUGAAACAUAUUGUUUAGUACUUG